Neofelis nebulosa (Clouded leopard) is the source of this 3749-nucleotide messenger RNA. RefSeq lists its product as uncharacterized. The transcript is spliced from 5 exons. NCBI's taxonomy places the organism in Eukaryota, Metazoa, Chordata, Mammalia, Carnivora, Felidae. The coding region runs from base 347 to 1117 and encodes 256 amino acids. The record is from RefSeq and is a predicted model, not a curated record.
AAGAGGUUGUGCUGCUGGGGUGGUUGGAAGCGGUUGGUGGGCGGGCGUAUGGCGGCCAGGCCUGGGACGCCUCGAGGCCGGCUGGCGCCGUGGGGUCACUCUUCCUGAUGCCACAAGUCACAAAGGCUGGAAGGGAAGGUUGGGGGCUGACAGGGGUCAACCCUAGGUCUCGCAGGUGGCGGUGGGCAAACCCUCCCGUCCGGGGGAACCGCUGCUGAGACCAGGCGAGAAGGAAGAAAACGUCCAGGGCCUGGAGGUAGAGGGCCAGGACCCUGAGGAGGGAGAGGGCUCACUGCCCCGAUGCAGAGGAGCAGUCGCAGACGGAAAAGGAGUUGAGGCCCCAGGGAUGCUGCGCCCUGCCGAAGUAGAAGGGACUGGCCACCAGAAUCUGAAACCUCAAAUCACUCACUUGAGGGGGUUCAAAGCUGAAAGCAUCACAGAUCAGCAGUGGGACUUGAGACGCCUCAGAAGUGCGUCCAGAUGUUUGAGGAGCUGGCCGACGCGAACGGCAGCUGGCGGGCCUGGCCACGGGGACCUGAGGACCCCGCUAGGAUACAUGCUUUCCCCUACACCAUGGUUUCUGCUCAGUUUCCUCUCAAUAGCUUCCGUCUGCAGGAAGAGCGGUGAUAACACAGGUCCGUGCGCAAACAGCCCCAGACCUCUCCAGCCAGGCUGCACCCGGCCCCGCCGCCAGAUCAGCUGCGCCAAAAGGGAGCCAGGAUCAGAAGUGAACCCUGUUCCCGUGUACAGAGCCGUUAGGAGGUGUCUUCCCAGAGUGGCCUUGCCGUCCCUUGGGUUUGUGCUCUACCAAGGUUCUCCCGCCAAUCCAACACCCGCCCACCAGCCUCCCUGCCCACCCUCCUCUGCCACAGGAGCGAUUUCUAGGCUCCUGAUCCAACGGGAAGGGUCUGGAAGCUCCCUCAUGGAGACAGAGCAUAAGCUUGGGCCUGCAGGUUCUUGUUGGUCAUGGUGCCUGCCUUGCCCUGCUUUGGCCCUAGCUCUCCGCUUCCGUAUGGCCCCUGGUUCGCACUCUGGACUCUGGCCAUUUGCCUGGCCUUCGUCCUGUCGAAAUCGGGUCGGGUUCUGCCCAUCUGCCCACCCCCAACUGACACUGUAGCUCGUCUGGUUGUUUCCCACGGCCGGCUGACACCUCAGUGUCCCAAGUCGCCCGCAGUCCGGGCGGUUCUGGUCUCAGACGUGCCCCCUGCCCUGCACACCAGGCUCGUCCUGUGGCUGGUGGGCUGCUGCUUGCAGAGGACUGGGCCACCCGGAACGUCCUCCGGUGCGUGGUUUUACCUUGCGUCCCGCUCUCGUGGCCACCCCACCUCUUCCUCCAGCCAGCAGCACUGACACGGAGCCUCAACAUUGUUUUUCUCCCAUCCGCCGAGACUCUGACUCACCCCUUCAGACUUGGUGGGGGAGUGAGCAAGCGAGCAGCGAGCCCAGAGGGGAGAAACUCUUAGUUGGUGUCGUGGUUCAGGCUCACGCUCAUAGAAACCCUUUCCGCUCGAGCUCUUCAAAAUAUGAUUAGGCCAAUUUUACACAUCUAGUCACUGAGGCUCUGGCAGAUUGGGACUGUUUCUAUACGUGCGAAGUGAAGUGGGGAAUUGAGGCAAUUAUCUUCAGGCAAAUGGCUCUGGGCUCUGUAAUCAGGCCGUCCUGGUAACGGGGGGAAUCAGCCUCAUUCACUGUAGCGCUGCUUUGAGUUCAAGAGGAUUCGAGGCAUUGUUUGUUGUUUGAGCCGGGCUUUGUUUCUCCAAAAGGCGGUCGGUCGGUCUGGUGAAGCUGCAUCCGGCCCGGCACAGGUGUCGGGGUGUGUGGCUCCCUUUGGUUUUGCGGGGCGCCGUUGCCCAGGCGGACGUGGGGGAGAGUGAUGCGGCGCUGCAUGCAAUCCACGGCUCCCACCUCCGCUUCCUGUGGGGGCGGCCCCGGGUUCGCCUUGUCUUUUCUCCCCGGCCCUUCCCUCCUCCCGAGACACGCGGCCCCGGCGAUCUCCAGGCCCGUCCCCGUGCGGGGACCGUACAGAUUCCAGGGGGGCCCACGGUUGGGACACCACGCCGCACGUGCUAAAGGCAGUGUCCUAAAACUCGGGAGAAUAACACAGCAGAAGUGAGCAAAAUCAGAAGCGAAAACUCCUAGCCCGGCCGUGGCGUCUCCCCCUUCCACUCAUGGUUUUGGCUGCAGAUCAUUGUCCGUUGGGAGUUUUUCCCUUUGCUGGUCUAGACGCGGCCUCACGGCCAGCCGUCUCUUCCCCCACGGAACGAGAGAAGACUCGUGUUUUUCCAACGCACAGGGGUCUCUUUUGCUUUGAGGCCAGUGCAGACUUCAAUCCCAAUUGCCCUUGAGAACAGUCCUUGUCAUUAGGAAGCUAACCAGCAGGUAACCCGGGCCGCGUGGGGCCUGCUGGGUGACACGGGGCGCAGGGCCCUGGCCAGGGAGCCCGGACGGAAGAUCCGUGUCCGUCCGCCUCUCACAUCUCCCUCACCCACACUUGUGCUUAGAGUCCGACAAGAGGAUGUCAUUAAUAAACACGCCAGCAAGGAGACAGUGGGGCUUGAGAUGGCCGUGGGAAAACACAGAGGAAGCAGAAAGGUGUUUUGUUUUUUUUUUUUCCGAUUGUCGGAAACCUUCAUCUUUGUCGCUUUGAAAUUUCCUGAUGUUGCUUAAUUAGUUAAACCUAAAACUUCCUGUCCACACUUGAGAUAAGAGGGUUUUGAAAAACAUCCAGCCAGACUAUUGUGGCAUAAUGUGGCUUGUGUGUUUUGUUUUUUUUUUAAAGCUGAUAGCUAGUGUAUUCCUGCUCCGUUUGUUAGAUCGUAACAUCUUUCCCCAGUGUUUUACUGUGAUUGGUUUACAGCCUUAAUGAUCAUCGUUUUAUACUGUAUUUUAAGAUCUGCUGGGGCAAAUGCCUUCUUACGGCAGGCAUACUAUCUCAGAACCCUCUGAUAGUUUUGCCCAUUUAUUUUCCUCUAGAAUUUAAGAACCAUUUUUAUCAAGUUCUGUAAUGACCUUGGUGAUAUUUUGACUGGAAUUGCAUUCACUCUAUAAAUUAAGUGGGGGAAGACUGUCAUCUUUUCUGCAUUUAGCCUUAGGCCCCAGUAUGACCUCACUCUUCAUUUACUUGAGUUUCUGUCUCUCUCAUUAAGGAUUUGUGUUUUCUUGACAUGAUUCUGGUACAUCACAUGUAGAGUCUGAGAUGUGAAAAUAUAUCCUGUAUCUCCCAAGCAUUUGCUACUUGUGUUGCCAUUGUGAAAGGGCUCUCUUUUUUUAUUAUAUUUUUGGGCUGUUUAUUAUGUGUUUAUAGGGACAGUAUUGAUUUGGGGGCGUUUUUCUCAGAUUCGGCGACUUUUAGAAUUGGUUGGUUUAUGAGGCAGCCAGCAGCCUGCUCAAGCAAACCCUCAGUGAAGGGUGCAGAGGAUUUUGUCGAAGGGAUUCCUGCGUGAGGGAGAGAGGUGAAGUCAGUGAUCCUUCCUUCCUUCCUUCCUUCCUUCCUUCCUUCCUUCCUUCCUUCCUUCCUUCCUUCCUUCCAAGAUUUUAAGGAAUCUCUACACCCAAAGUGGGGCUUGAACUCCCACCCCAAGAUCAAGAAUCCCAGGCUUCCUGACUGAGCCAGUCAGGGGCCCCCCCCCCCCCCCGCAGACUGUUCUUGAUAAUGGAAUCUACAUAAGCUUCCUUCCUCUUGGUAUUUCACUGUCCUCUCUUCUUGAAUCACAAUAGAUAGUAAUUUGAGUUUUUUGGUUUAAGAUUUU